Messenger RNA from Cryptomeria japonica (Japanese cedar), 1205 nucleotides. RefSeq lists its product as uncharacterized. The transcript is spliced from 2 exons. The record is from RefSeq and is a predicted model, not a curated record. NCBI's taxonomy places the organism in Eukaryota, Viridiplantae, Streptophyta, Pinopsida, Cupressales, Cupressaceae. The coding region runs from base 189 to 881 and encodes 230 amino acids.
AGAGAAUGUUUAAGACUAGUCGAAAAAGCUUCCAUGGCAUCAAUCAUGGCAGGAAAGAAAGCGAAUGAUACCUUCGUCUUCUCUAGAUAUAUGAGGAAUGGCCGGCACACGCGGAAUCGACAGAACAGCAGAGAUACUCUUCCAAACUUAUGCUUUUGUCAAUUUCUCCUUUCGGCAAAUUUUGAGCAAUGGCUUGCGGCAACGCUGAAAGUGGCUGGGGGAGUCCAAGGUUUUCCUUUUCUGUAAAUCUAUCAUCGACGGACAUAGCGUCGCCGGAGAAGCGAAAACUAAAAGAUCUUUUAGACCUGAAUUACAGCACAGAGUUUGAGUUUUUGGUCGCUAGUAAUAUGAAUGUGAAUGCAGACCUCGGAGAACCUCUCAAAUCUGCUGAUGAUUUGUUCGCGGACGGAAAAAUUCUGCCUCAAUUUCCUUCUCUCCAGCCGCAAACUAUAAAGAUUGCUCAAUUUUCGUCGCAUCCUCGUCCAAACCAGAAAAAAUCUGCUUCGAAGUUAGGACGUAAAUUGUCCGCCAGGUGGAUGAGAUUCCUUAGACUGGAAAAUCACGAGCAUUUCCGCACAAUUUCGAAGGAAGCAGAUGCAAAUGAGAAUGAAAGCAGCUGUCCGAAAGUGAAACCCCAGCGGUUUCGAAAAUUCGUGUCCUUAUUUUCAAGGAGCAGCGACCAUUGGCCGUGUUGCAAAGAUUUAUUUUGCGUUUUUCCUUUUCAGAGAGACAAAUCUGAAGCACAAAACAAGUCCGUUGAGUCUCAAAUUGCCUCCAAAGAAACUCAGACUUUGGUCUCUGGUUCGAAACCCGCGGCAGCAGCUGGUUUAAAGAAUGGUGGUCUGAUGGAAGUCGAGGAUUCUCCCCAAAGCAAUCGGUAAUGAGAAGCAGCCCCGAAAGGUUUGUGUUUGCAAAUUUAAAAUUUUGAGUUUGCAAAUUUGGAAUUGUGAGUUUCUAUCUCUCAGAAAUUAAUGGAGAAGUUACUGAAGAGCUGUUAUAUGAAGUUUGAGGUGUGCAUCAAUGGAGGUUGGUUGAGUGUAAUUAAUAUUUGUUACCACAGGAGGAAAAGCUUAGUAGUUAGUAUGUUAUAGUCAACGUGCCAAUUCUUUAUCUAGGGUUGGGCUUUCAUGUAAAUAAUUUGCAUUUUCACUAUAAAAUGUAAACAACUUGUACUAAGGAGUCAUAAGAAGGGUGUGUCAAUCAUU